AGGCUUGGCAAAUCAUCUCCUCGACUCCUCCCAGACCCUCCAAUGUCUCCGUUGUCAGCGAUAUCAACGCGAGUGUUCAGGCCCUUCCCCAGCUAGGGAGAAUAAAUGUUCGUUCUGCCAUGCGCGGAAUCAGCUGUAGAAUCCCACCUCUCACGCUCACAGAACCGGAACGAACAGAGUCGACAGUCCGCACAACACCAACCAACACCAUCACAACGACGGGCGUCCGCACAACUCCACCGCAGCAUACACCCCGAAGUGACCCCCCGAUGUUCUCUAAAGGACACGGCGGUGUUCGAACGAAUCAUCCCAGUACGCAUACACUCAGAGGCUCACCAAACCCGAUGGAUCCUUCUGCUAUAUUUCGACCGUCGAGUUCGUACGCGUCGGCGAGUUCGGCGUCAUGACAGGAAAAAGUGCACGCGUUUGUGCACGAGGUUGAGGACUAAAAGGUUAAGGCUCGAAAUAGGUGUUGGGAGUAUUUGAAAUGCGACAGCUGCAGUUACACAUCCGAAAACUUUUACAUCGAAACUCCACCCUCGAGCUCCCGCAUUUCUCACCAGCAAUUGCGUUUCCGGGUAUUCUUUUCGAACGAUUACGAAAGCGAUAGGUAAUGACAUUUGUGAAAGAAGUAUUGGAAUCACCCCAACAAAUAUUGCUCAUGGAAGUCCAACUCUAGGGCAGUCAACCUCGAUCGACACCUGCAUUGUGUGUCUGCCCAUCGAAUCGGUACAUCAGAGUCUCCCCGUGGAGUUCUGGGGGCAUGCAGUCAAACU
Saitoella complicata NRRL Y-17804 is the source of this 776-nucleotide messenger RNA. RefSeq lists its product as uncharacterized. The transcript has 3 exons. The coding region runs from base 106 to 486 and encodes 126 amino acids. The record is from RefSeq and is a predicted model, not a curated record. NCBI's taxonomy places the organism in Eukaryota, Fungi, Ascomycota, Saitoellomycetes, Saitoellales, Saitoellaceae.